UUUAAAAGGAGAGGAAACAUAGGAUUAGAAUCAGUUUGAGGCAGUCAGUGAAAUCUAUCAAAACCCUCUCUUUCUCUCUAUCUCUUAGGUUUUCUUUUCUCCUUUUUCGCUGUCACUUUCUUCUUCUUUCUCAACAAUGACUAGCAACAAAGAAGGUUUCAACAUCGCAGAUCUCAGUUCUGCUCUCAAUGAAGAGGAUCGUGCUGACCUAGUUAACGCUCUCAAGAGUAAGAUUCAGAGUCUUGCUGGACAGCACUCUGAUGUUCUAGAGAGUCUAUCCCCUGUUGUAAGGAAGCGUGUUGAGGUUCUCAGAGAGAUUCAGGGUGAACAUGAUGAAUUGGAGGCUAAGUUUUUGGAGGAGAGAGCAGCUCUUGAAGCCAAAUACCAAAAAUUGUAUCAACCAUUGUACACAAAGCGAUAUGACAUUGUGAAUGGUGUCACUGAAGUGGAAGGGGCAGCAAUGGAAACUACAGCUGAUGCAGAAGAGGACAAUGAGAAAGGAGUUCCUUCGUUUUGGCUCAAUGCUAUGAAAAACAAUGAUGUGUUAUCUGAAGAGGUUACGGAGCGCGAUGAAGCUGCUCUCAAGUUUCUCAAAGAUAUCAAGUGGAGCAGGAUUGAUGACCCGAAAGGGUUCAAGCUUGAGUUCUUCUUUGAUACCAAUCCAUAUUUUUCAAACUCGAUCUUGACGAAGACAUAUCAUAUGGUUGAUGAGGAUGAACCUAUAUUGGAGAAAGCAAUUGGGACUGAAAUUCAAUGGCUUCCUGGAAAAUGCUUGACACAAAAGGUUUUGAAGAAAAAGCCCAAGAAGGGUGCAAAGAAUGCUAAACCAAUUACCAAAACUGAAACUUGUGAAAGCUUCUUCAACUUUUUCAAUCCACCAGAAGUCCCUGAAGAUGAUGAAGACAUUGAUGAAGAUAUGGCUGAGGAACUUCAGAAUCAGAUGGAACAGGACUACGACAUUGGGUCAACAAUAAGAGAUAAGAUCAUCCCCCAUGCUGUAUCAUGGUUUACUGGAGAGGCUGCUCAGGGAGAGGAGUUUGGAGACCUGGAUGACGAAGAUGAUGAUGAAGACGAUGAUGCUGAGGAUGAUGAUGAAGACGAGGACGAGGAUGAGGACGAAGACGACGAUGAAGAUGAGGAAGAGACCAAGACUAAAAAGAAGUCAUCUGCUAAGAAGAGCGGAAUAGCUCAGCUUGGCGAGGGUCAGCAGGGUGAAAGGCCACCAGAGUGCAAGCAGCAAUAGUUUGUUUCUUCGGAGUAUUAUGCUGCUGAAAGUUGUUUUGGGGUCCUAGUGCCUGAUGAAAAAGGAUUGCAAUUUCAUGUGGUUUUUCAUGGCCCUUGAUUCAUUUUCCUACCCUUAGUUUUUAUAGUCUGAAUUUAUCGAGUCUUUUUCUCUUUUUCGUCUCUACUUUUGGAGAUGGUUGUUAUAUAGUCAGGGGUGUUGUGAUUUAUUGGUACUUCAAUUCAUAGGUAUGCUUCCCAGAUACUUAAAGUUUGUGCUUCAUUAUUACCAAUAUUUCUGGUAUACACUCAGAUUGGCAAAUCAAUGCUACAAGUUUUUGUGUGGGAAGAAAAUUUGUUAUAAUUUUUUUCGUAAUGAGCAUGUUUUGAUUCUGAUUA
Medicago truncatula (barrel medic) is the source of this 1620-nucleotide messenger RNA. Its product is annotated as nucleosome assembly protein 1;2. NCBI's taxonomy places the organism in Eukaryota, Viridiplantae, Streptophyta, Magnoliopsida, Fabales, Fabaceae. Gene Ontology annotation, cellular component: nucleus. The record is from RefSeq and is a predicted model, not a curated record. Gene Ontology annotation, biological process: nucleosome assembly. The transcript is spliced from 12 exons. The coding region runs from base 137 to 1243 and encodes 368 amino acids.